Venturia canescens is the source of this 405-nucleotide messenger RNA. RefSeq lists its product as uncharacterized. NCBI's taxonomy places the organism in Eukaryota, Metazoa, Arthropoda, Insecta, Hymenoptera, Ichneumonidae. The record is from RefSeq and is a predicted model, not a curated record. The transcript has a single exon. The coding region runs from base 1 to 405 and encodes 134 amino acids.
AUGAAACCAAAAGAUGUCACUGCUGAGAAUGAAAAAAAUUAUCUACGAAAUAUUUAUGGAAAUUAUCGUGUCAAUCGUACGCGUAAUAUAAAGUUUAAAAUUGGAGACAAAGUUCGAGUCAGCAAGCACAAACACGUUUUCGAGAAAGGCUACACACCGAAUUGGACAACUGAGAUUUUUACCAUAAGCGAGAUACGAAAUACCGAUCCCAUCACAUACAAGCUCACGGAUUAUCAGAAUCAACCGAUCGAAGGUGGUUUCUAUGAGGAAAAACUCACUCUAGUCAGAAAUCCGGAUAUUUUCCUUGUGGAAAAAAUAGUGCGAAAACGUGGAAAUCAGCUGUUAGUAAAGUGGCUAGGUUUCGAUAGUACACACAACAGUUGGAUAAAUAAGAAAGAUUUGUAA